Molecule: messenger RNA, 1368 nt
Organism: Schistocerca gregaria
Lineage: Eukaryota; Metazoa; Arthropoda; Insecta; Orthoptera; Acrididae
Product: cytochrome P450 6k1-like
Exons: 8
Coding region: 1-1368 (455 amino acids)
Molecular function (GO): monooxygenase activity; oxidoreductase activity, acting on paired donors, with incorporation or reduction of molecular oxygen; heme binding
Source: RefSeq, a predicted model, not a curated record
AUGGGACAAAGGAAAAUUGCCUGGGAAGGCAAACGUUUCGGCGGGAUUUACAUCUUCAACCGACCGAGUCUGGUGAUACUGGAUCCCGAUCUGAUACGCACUAUCCUCGUCAAGGAUUUCUGGUCCUUCCAGGACAGGGGGUUCAAGUUCGAUGAUGCUGAUCCUCUGACCAAACACCUUUUCCUGCUGGGUGGCAAUAAGUGGCGAAGGUUGCGCGUGAAGCUGUCCCCAACAUUCACGUCGGGGAAAAUGAAGACGAUGUUCCAGACGAUCUUGGACUGCGGUCGAGAGCUGUCAGACGUGCUGGAGGAGCCUGCCUCCCGAGGGGAGGUGAUGGAGAUGCGCGAGGUGGGGGCCCGCUACACCACCGACAUCAUCGCAUCCGUAGUCUUCGGCAUCGAGGUCAACUGCCAGCGCAACCCAGACGCCGACUUCCGACAGUGGGGACGCAGGAUCUUCGAAAGCAACACGAUGCGGACGAUCUACGAAGUCUUACGCACUAUUAAUCCCGAACUGGUGAAGCUGUUGCGGGUAUUCAGAGGUGAAAGUGAAGUCUCGAAGUACUUCCGCAAGAUGGUGAGCGACACAGUGGCGUACAGGGAGGAGAACAACGUGGUGCGGAACGACUUCAUGCACCUGCUGAUCCAGCUGAAGAACAAGGGCUGCGUGGACAGCGACAAGCAGAGGGAGCGGAGGGAGGGUUCAUGCCUGGAGAAUAUGCUGUUAUCGAUCGACGAUGUCGCUGCCCAGGCGUUUGUGUUCUUCGCCGCGGGAUUCGAGACGUCAUCAACCACUAUGAGCUUCGCCCUGCACGAACUGGCCCACCACCCGGAUGUCCAGACGCGUCUUCAGGAGGAAAUCGAUACGGUUCUCAAACAAAACAAUGGACAAAUAACCUAUGAUGCGGUCAACAGUAUGCAGUACCUUGACAAAGUAGUUGCAGAGACGCUGAGGAAAUAUCCACCAGUUGCGGCACUUAACAGGGAGAGUAAUGUUGACUACAAGAUUCCUGACAGUGAUGUCGUCCUGGACAAAUUAACUCCAAUACUGAUCCCCGUGUACGGCCUGCAACAUGACCCAGAGUACUUCCCGGACCCGGAGCGCUUCGACCCAGAGAGGUUCUCUGAGGAACAAAAGGCGCAGAGGCACCCCUACGUGUACCUGCCGUUUGGAGAGGGGCCCCGCAUCUGCAUAGGAAUGAGAUUCGGGCUACUGCAGACGAAAGUGGGGCUUAUACAUAUACUCUCAAAAUACAACAUCGAACCGUGCGAGAAGACCAUCCGCCAUUUGUCAUUCGAGCCGAGGGCGUUUGUUCUCACGCCGACAGGCGGCAUCCAGUUGAGACUGAGCAAGAGAAACAAAGUGUAG